GACCUACAUCAGUCAAGUCUUGCUCCUUUCGAACAGUUCUCACUCCUGACUGACUUACACAAGUUAUUAUUACUACUUAUCACUGGUUGUCACUAGAUAAAUCUACCACAACCCCCAUCUUUUCUUAUCACACGCACUUGAUCAUCCGCCAUGGAAAUGUUCGUAGAAGCCACCAUGACCGAAAUCAGCUGCGCCCACAUCUGCCCUGAAUUUCGGUCAGAACAGCGCGUUACAAAACGGCGAAGGUCAGACUCCUUCCAUCGAAGCGCGGAAGACACUGGCAAGCGACGACGCCUCGACACUCGUCGCUCUAGCUUCUCUGUGCGCAAACCGUUGCGCUCUUAUACUCGCCGGCGUCAGAGUGUACAAGCAUGCUUACCAAAAGAACAUGCCGUCGCUCCAGUUGAGAGCCCACCCGGAGAGAAGAGGAAGUCUUCGCUUCUCGACAAGAUUAAACGGUUUUGCAGGAGGAACAGCAGCCGCGGCAGCAGCCGCCACGACUCAGCCAUGAACCACUGGAACAGCUCUACAGCCCAUCUAUUGAGUUCACCGAGUGCCACCCCACGGAGCAGCUAUGAUGAUGGUGACAUCCAGUCGUCCCCAGAAGCAUGGCUUGAUCAAACUCCCGACGGCCGCACCGGGGAGUUCAACUGGUUUGCCAGUGUCGAGGCCGUUCCUCGCCAUCUUUUGGACUCCCGACCACCAUCCCCCACAGAGGGUACCAGCAGGGCAUUACCAUACACAAACCUCCCAGUCCCCAGCUGCGACUCCUUCUCCCCCCAACUACCCACCCAGCCCAUCCAGAUACCCGCACGGCCUGCAUCCCACAACCCAUCAUCCAUCAUCCCCCAAACCGCACGACCAGCCAAACACUCCUCCUCCCCACCCCUCUUCAACCUCCACAGCUUCAACAUCUCAUCCCCCCCGCUCCCCACCUCCCGUCCCUCCCCAGCCACGCACACAGGCCUAUACUCCCACCCAGCAGCCUACUCGCCCCCCCUCUCCCCCCUAUCAAACACCAUGAUGUUCCCCCUCUCGCCCGACACCUCCACGCAGGACCUCUCCGCCGCGCCUCCAUCCACACCAACCACAUCCGACUCGGACUCCAGCUACCUCGAACUGUCACCACAGCUACACACCCCCGCCAUCGACGCCCUGACACGCAGUUUCCGCCACACGUCGCUCGCCUCCAUCCCCGAGUCGGGCGCCCCGCGCUCGAGAGGGAGUGACGAGCGCUGUCUGCAGCAGCUUGACGGCACGGCGUUGCUGCGGAAUAGGCUUCUUGCGCCGCUGGAUUGGGCGGACUCGGAGCUCGUGUUUAAUUACUGGAGGGAUGAGGCGGAUUGCUUGGCUGGGUCUGGGUCUGGGGAGUAGAUGCGGGUGUGUGGUGUGGAGUAGUGAUGGCUUCCUCGCGCGGGACUGCAGUGCGGUGCGAUGGCACGCUUUUCUCUUUUGCUUACCCAGAUGAUGGAGUCAAAAUUUCUUCUGCUGAGAUACCCCCUGCUGU
Messenger RNA from Dothidotthia symphoricarpi CBS 119687, 1507 nucleotides. RefSeq lists its product as uncharacterized. Bases 151 to 1374 code for a protein of 407 amino acids. The transcript has a single exon. The record is from RefSeq and is a predicted model, not a curated record. NCBI's taxonomy places the organism in Eukaryota, Fungi, Ascomycota, Dothideomycetes, Pleosporales, Dothidotthiaceae.